Messenger RNA from Nerophis lumbriciformis (worm pipefish), 3675 nucleotides. It is a transcript of the gene sema3d, whose product is annotated as sema domain, immunoglobulin domain (Ig), short basic domain, secreted, (semaphorin) 3D. Gene Ontology annotation, biological process: axon guidance; negative chemotaxis; semaphorin-plexin signaling pathway. NCBI's taxonomy places the organism in Eukaryota, Metazoa, Chordata, Actinopteri, Syngnathiformes, Syngnathidae. Gene Ontology annotation, cellular component: plasma membrane. Gene Ontology annotation, molecular function: semaphorin receptor binding; chemorepellent activity. The record is from RefSeq and is a predicted model, not a curated record.
CCAGCGCUGGCUUGGAGGGGAGUGGACACACAAAAGUACUCCUCACUGCGGACCCUCGGCCGGGUUCUGUCAGGAGUUGGUUCUUACCAGAGAGGCGUUCAAGUACACGGCGGGCAUGCGGUGCGUGUGAGAGCAAAGUUGAGCGUGCAGAGGGAAAACAGACCACUCCACACGUCAUGGAGAAAGAGAGCUCCUGGAGUCUCAACGAAGAUGGGACGAGUCCACGCCGCAAGUCUGGCGGUAAUUAUGGCGGCAACGACAGGAGGAUUAAGGCGCCGUCCCAUCCAGGAGUCCCGUUUGUGGGAUUGAUGCUCCUGGCCGUCAUCCCCUUCGGAGCUAGCAUCAAACAAAGUGUCCCUCGGGUCAAACUCAGCCAGAGAGAACUGCUGCAAGCCGGCAGUGUGUCUUUGUUUUUGGGACCCUCCGAUGGCCUCCUUUCCCAUUCCCUGCUGUUGGAUGAGGAGAGAGGUCGUCUUCUGCUGGGAGCCAGAGAUCACAUCUACCUGCUUGACCCUGACAACCUGGCCAAAAAUCCCAGAAAGAUCCACUGGCCUGCACCUUGGGACCGGGUGGACGCUUGCAAACUGGCUGGCAAAAAUUCAAAUGAGUGCGCUAACUUCGUGAGGGUGCUCCACAACUACAACACGACCCAUGCCUACGCCUGCGGGACAGGAGCCUUCCACCCCAGCUGUGCGUUCAUUGAAAUCGGCGGUUCCAGACAGGAUGGAAUUUUCCAGCUGCUGCCUGGUACAGUGGAGUCUGGCAGAUUGAAAUGUCCGUUUGAUCCCUUGCAGUCAUUCACCUCAGUCCUCACAGAUCAGUACCUGUAUGUGGGCACAGCCUCGGACUUCCUGGGCAAGGACACCACGUUCACACGCUCGCUCGGCCCGCCACCUGACCAGCACUACAUACGCACGGACAUCGCCGAGGACUACUGGAUCAAUGAGGCCAAGUUCAUAUCUGCACACCCCAUAGCGGACACCUACAACCCGGACGACGACAAGAUGUACUUUUUCUUUCGGGAGGUGUCGUGGGAAGGAAACGACAAGAGCAUUCUGUCCCGCGUGGCUCGGGUUUGCCAGAAUGACGUGGGCGGGCUGAGGAGUCUGACCAACAAAUGGACCACCUUCCUCAAGGCCAGACUGCUGUGCUCCAUACCGGGGCCUGAUGGAGUGGACACGCACUUUGAUGAGCUGCAGGACAUUUUUAUGCUGCCCACCAGGGACCCUAAGAACCCCACAGUGUAUGCAGUCUUCACCACCUCCAGCUCCAUUUUCAGAGGCUCAGCUGUGUGCGUGUACAGCAUGUCGGACAUUCGAGCUGUGUUUAACGGGCCCUACGCUCACAAGGAGGGGCCAGACCACCGAUGGGUAGAAUAUGAGGGACGGAUACCGUACCCCCGUCCCGGAACGUGUCCCAGCAAGACCUACGACCCCAGGAUCAAGACCACCAAGGACUUCCCCGAUGAGGUCGUCAGCUUCAUUCGCAUCCACCCGCUGAUGCACCGCUCCGUCCACCCUCUGAGUGGACGACCCGUGUUCACGCGUGUCCGCGUGGACUACAGCCUCACGCAGAUUGUGGUGGACCGGGUCUUGGCGGAGGACGGCCAGUACGAGGUCCUGUUCCUGGGCACAGAUGCUGGCACAGUCCUGAAGGUGGUGAGCAUCACCAGAGACAAGUGGCUGACGGAGGAAGUGGUGCUAGAAGAGCUUCAAGUGUUCCAGCUUCCCACGCCCAUUCUGAGUAUGGAGAUAUCUUCUAAGCAGCAACAGCUGUACGUGGGAUCCAGCCAGGGCCUGGCCCAGGUUUCGCUCAGCAGGUGUGGCCUCUACGGGCAAGCCUGCGCCGAGUGCUGCCUCGCCCGAGACCCCUACUGUGCCUGGGACGGACACACCUGUUCCAGAUACAUCCCUGCGUCCAAAAGGAGAGCCAGAAGACAAGACAUCAAGCACGGAGACCCCGCCAGCCAAUGUUGGGAUACAGAAGACAGUCUGGGUGUGGGUCGGGUAGAGGAGAGAGUUCUUUUCGCAGUCCAGAGCAACUCGACCUUCCUGGAGUGCAUCCCCAAAUCUCAGCAGUCCCAGAUCCGCUGGUUUGUCCGAAGAACUGGAUCGGAACACAGGGAAGAGGUCCGGCCGGACGAUCGGGUCAUCCAAACAGAACGAGGCCUCUUGAUCCGUUCCCUGCACGCCGCUGACGUGGGCGUGUACGAGUGCCAGGCUCAGGAGCACACUCGUUUCGUGCACACCCUCCGCCGCCUCACGCUGCAGCUCGUGCCACAAGGACACCUGGACAGAAAGACCAAGUCCGGCGAGGACCCCCUUGCGGAGCUGAAGAACGCUCGCCAUUACAAAGACUACCUGAGGCUGAUGAGCUCCCCCGUGGGGUCGCUGGAGGACUACUGCGACUCGCUCUGGCUUGAGAGGAGGUCGUCAAAACCUCGGGGGCGAGCGAUGGGCGCCGGAAAGUGGAAACACAUCCAGGAACUGAAGAAGAGCAGGAACCGGCGGCACCACAGGGAGUGACUGAUAAAAUAUUAACCAUUGCGGUGAAAAAGUGAGGACUGUAAAAGCGUACCUUUAUAUCUUGCACACUACAAGGCUGAUUUGCCAAAAACCAAAUACCACGCGCUAAACAGCAGGUGCAAACUUUACAAUUGCGUGUAUUAUUCAUAAUAAUAAUAAUAAUAAUAGAUUUUAUUUGUAAAAAAGCAAACCUCAAAGUGCUACAGUGGAUUAAAAAAAAUAAAAAUAAAAAUAUAAUUAAAAAAAAUAAAUACAAAUAAAAACUAGAACAGCCACAUAGCUAAAACUAGUAUGCAUAUAUCAACAAAAAAAAAAAGACUUUUUUAAAAAGAAGGGUUUUUAAGCCUUUUUUAAAACCAUGCACAGUCUGUGGAGCCCUCAGGUGGUCAGGGAGAGUGUUCCACAGACUGGGAGCGGCGAAACAGAAAGCCCGGUCUCCCAUUGUUCGUAGCUUUGUCCUCGGAAGUUGGAGGAGUUCUUUGAGGUAGAGGGGGGGCAUUUCCAUGGAGGUACUGGUGGGUUAGUAGGGAGACUCUGAAUUCAAUCCUGAGUGGAACAGGAAGCCAGUGAAGGGAUUUGAGAGGCGGUGUGAUAUGGUCAUAUUUCCGCACUCUCAUCAGGAGAUAUUCAUGGGCGUGUUGCGUGUGAUCUACUAAAGCUGCCUGUGCAAUUGAUAACUGGUGCAGACCAUCCAUCCAUCCAUCUUCUUCCGCUUAUCCGAGGUCGGUUCGCGGGGGCAGCAGCUUAAGCAGGGAAGCCCAGACUUCCCUCUCCCCAGCCACUUCGUCCAGCUCCUCCUGGGGGAUCCCGAGGCGUUCCCAGGCCAGCCGGGAGAGAUAGUCUUCCCAGCGUGUCCUGGGUCUUCCCCGUGGCCUCCUACCGGUCGUACGUGCCCGAAACACCUUCCUAGGGAGGCGUUCGGGUGGCAUCCUGACCAGAUGCCCGAACCACCUCAUCUGGCUCCUCUCGAUGUGGAGGAGCAGCGGCUUUACUUUGAGCUCCCCCCGAAUGACAGAGCUUCUCACCCUAUCUCUAAGGGAGAGCCCCGCCACUCGGCGGAGGAAACUCAUUUCGGCCGCUUGUACCCGUGAUCUUGUCCUUUCGGUCAUGACCCAAAGCUCAUGACCAUAGGUGAGGAUGGGAACGUAGA